AUGGAUACUAAUGGCAACGGAGAAGAGUUUAUUAAUGAAACAAAAGAGAGCUUUGGUUAUAACAAAUCUUUCGACAAGUAUAUUUUUGGAUCAGUCGACCGCUUGGAUUUCAAAACAUCGUACAGAAUUGCAGUUAGAGUAGCCAAAGAGUGUAAUGAAAUGAGUUGUGGGGCACAUAAUCUUCUUGUGAAUCCUCUCCAUCAAGAGGAGGGCGACAUUGUGGUACUUAUUAACGAUGUCCCAGCACUGUUGUGGUGUCACGUGGAGGAGCAAUACCACAAUCUGGCGGUCUCGACGACCUCAUAUGUGGCCGAUUUUCAGCCAAAUUAA
Molecule: messenger RNA, 330 nt
Organism: Striga asiatica
Lineage: Eukaryota; Viridiplantae; Streptophyta; Magnoliopsida; Lamiales; Orobanchaceae
Source: the annotation of a GenBank genome assembly